AUGGAAACUGAAAAAUCGUCCUCAUUGCUGUUCAUCAAAGAAGAGGAGGAGACUUUAGAGGAGGGUCUUACUGAAAACACAGGGGAAGGCUCUUCAUUUGUAGACCUAUUCUUAGAAAUCAAGGCAGAACCAGAAUUUUUUGACUAUGAUGAAUUUGAUGUGAACUGUUCAUCCCAGUCUAUUAAGUACGAAGACAGUUCUCCAAGCUGUGAUGAUGAAAGUAGAAGGAAGGUCUGUAUUGUAGAAGAAAAUAGAUGUGUGGGUAAAAGAGAUGCAUCUCCAAAGAGAAGCAACACAACAGGGAAACGAAUGACUUGUGCUGAAUGCCAAAGGACAUUUUCACAAAUGUGCAACCUUAAAUGCCACAUGAGAACUCAUACUGGAGAGAAACCAUUCACUUGCUCUAUAUGUCAAAGAAGUUUUUCUGAUCCAAGUGCUCUCACAAAACACAUGAGAACUAUACGGAGAGGAAACCCAUAUACCUUGCUCUAUAUGUCAAAGAAGUUUUUCUGA
Molecule: messenger RNA, 513 nt
Organism: Macrobrachium nipponense
Lineage: Eukaryota; Metazoa; Arthropoda; Malacostraca; Decapoda; Palaemonidae
Product: zinc finger protein 33B-like
Exons: 1
Coding region: 1-513 (170 amino acids)
Source: RefSeq, a predicted model, not a curated record